This is a messenger RNA of Microplitis mediator, 2636 nucleotides long. RefSeq names its product zinc metalloproteinase nas-15-like. Gene Ontology annotation, biological process: proteolysis. NCBI's taxonomy places the organism in Eukaryota, Metazoa, Arthropoda, Insecta, Hymenoptera, Braconidae. Gene Ontology annotation, molecular function: zinc ion binding; metalloendopeptidase activity. The coding region runs from base 33 to 884 and encodes 283 amino acids. The record is from RefSeq and is a predicted model, not a curated record. The transcript has 4 exons.
GUAGCUAUUUAUCUUAGUAUCCACAUUGCAAAAUGUUUGCUUGGUUCGUUUGUUAUUUAUUUGCCGGAUUCUCUGUCGGAAUAAUUUAUCCCACAAGUUGGGCAUUUGUUUGGCGACGGGAUGCAUUCAAUACUUUGGAUUCUGACGAGUCAUUAAUAAAUCUGUCUCAUCUCGAGCAAACCAUGUACGGAAUCCCGAGCAAUCUGACCGGUAGCAAAGUCGCCGAGUGGCAGGAAGAAGCUGGAGUCAAUCCAGAAGAACUUGGUGAGUAUGCCGAAGGUGAUAUACUUUUUCCUAUGUCUGUUUCUGGGAGAAGUGGACUUGCUAGCAGCGCAUCACGUUGGCCUGAUGCUACUAUUCCUUAUAUGAUGAGUCCCUGGUUCAAGCCGAACCAAAAACAACUUAUCAUGGAAGCUAUGGAAGAUUUCCACAGGUAUACGUGCGUGAGGUUUGUACCCCACAAUGGGAAUAGGGAUGACUAUAUACGAAUAACCGCGGGCAAUACUGGCUGCUGGUCAAGUGUAGGUAGAAUUGGAGGCCGUCAGGAUGUUAACUUACAAGUACCGGGUUGUGUUAUAAAAAAGGGAACAGUUAUUCAUGAAUUGAUGCACGCUGUGGGUUUUAUUCACGAGCAAAGUCGAUAUGAUCGUGAUGAUUUUGUUGAUAUUCAGUGGCAUAAUAUCAAACCAGGGAAUCAAAUUAAUUUUCAAAAAGCAUCAAAAGGAACAACAAAUCCAUUUGGUGUCGGCUAUGAUUAUGGUAGUAUUAUGCAUUACUCGAAAGCUGCAUUUUCCUUAAAUGGACAACCUACAGUAAUUCCUAAAAGCCCGUUCCUCCCGAAGUCCUUAGCGGUGAUCAUCAUAAGUCCUUGGAGAUUCAUCUAAAAUCAAUCGGACAAGAAAAAUUAGUUUUAUUAAUAGAUAAUCUUGUGCCUGAUCGAAGCUUUUUUUUUUUUUUUCGAAAUUAACAAAAUGGCGGCCUCAGGAAAUUUUUUUCAAAUUUUCGAGAAAAAAACCGACAGUUUAUUGUUAAAAAAAAAUCGAAAUUUUUGAAAAAAAAAAAAAUCCUUCGAUCAGGCACGAGUUUUUAAUGUAUUUCAAAAGUACAAUAAAUUUUAUUGAAAUCUACCGAGCAGUUUUUAAGUUACAGUGAUCACCAGUUCAGAAAACAUAGUUUUGAGAAAAACGCAUUUAAAGUUUUGCUAUGGAUUUAUGUCGAAUUAUAAGAAUUAUUUAAUAACUUACACUGAGUCAUCUAUUCCUGGACCAUAUAAUAGCUCUUCAGCCGUCAUAGCAGCUUCCAAAAUAUCGAUUUGCUGGUGCCUACGUUGCAAUCGACCUUCUCGGGCGUUAUCAUUAGCGCGCUUAUCUGCUACUUUGAUACGUGCAGCAUCCAUUCUUUCUGCAUACCGAUGAGAAUUAGGCCCACAAUUAAGUCCUAGUGUAUUCAUCAAGACUAAUAAUGAAUUUAUACCCUCAUUAAAUAUACACAUAGCAACGUAUGCAGCUAUUUGUACGAUAGUAAAACUAGUAUUUACCGUUUUUGGGCAUAUUUUCCAUACUAGUUGGUUAAAGCUUUCAUUAUUAUUCUGAUUGAAUCCACCUACACAUCUUGAAAGUAAAUUUUCAUUACUAAGAUCUUCGUAUAUAGGCUUGAUAGCUUUUAAAACAUCAGAAGGUAAGGGAGAAUAAUCGUGAGAAUAGGUAUCAAGCUCUCCUCUUGCUUCAGCGCGCUGGUAAGAGCACCAAGAUUCUUCGCCUUUUGGACACAUAUCAUGAUUCGGUUUUUCAUCACUCGAGCCGUAGUGAUAAAAGGUUGCCAUUAUAGCAGAUUUCAUAUUUUCAACAGGAAGGAAUAUAUUCAUUUCCACAGUUAUUACAUGCAACUACAAUUUUGAAUCCCAGCCCACGUGUACUUGCUGUUUGAAACACUACAUUUCCAUCACAUUUUUUACAUUUUAUAAGAGCAGAAAUUGCAGUGAAUACCUGAAUAAAAUUUAUUAUUCGAAAUUCAGUACUGCUGUCUUCAGGUACAUCAUCUUCAGUGUUUUGUUUUAAUUUUUUAGAAGAUGUACUCUGAAUACUUUCAUCACGUUCGGCUGUUUUCGGAUUAAAAACAUUCUUUCUUUUGACUGAACGCGACUUAUUAAUUUUUUCAGAACUCUGAAGUUCUCUUGAAACCUUUCUAGAAUCACGUCCCAUGGUUAAUAAUUUAAUUCACUUGAGAAAUAAUUUAUCACAAAACUAUCGACUGAUCAGUGCAACGACUACAGGUAUACUGGCAACCAAAAAUUAUUUUUCAGUUCUUGUACUACCUACAAAUUGUGAAUAUAUAUAUAUAUAUAUAUAUAUAUAUAUAUAUAUAUAUAUAUAUAUAUAUAAUUAUACAUACAUUAAAAUGGGGAGAUAUUCAUGACAAUGAAACCCGAAAGGUCGGUUGCUUGCAGCUGUUUCUAGCUACCUGCUCUCGAAUGCCACGUAGCACCCGAGCGUCCUUUGGUCAUUGUUAAAUAACUCGAAAAGAAUUUGUCGGAUUCACUUCAAAUUUUCACACAAUAUUUUUAAAAUAUUAUACUUUAAGAAAAUGCAAAAAAAAAAAAAUCGAUUUUUUGAAAAUUCUGACUACCCCUAACCCCU